Molecule: messenger RNA, 4439 nt
Organism: Venturia canescens
Lineage: Eukaryota; Metazoa; Arthropoda; Insecta; Hymenoptera; Ichneumonidae
Gene: Rim2
Product: replication in mitochondria 2
Exons: 6
Coding region: 377-1495 (372 amino acids)
Biological process (GO): pyrimidine nucleotide import into mitochondrion
Cellular component (GO): mitochondrion
Molecular function (GO): pyrimidine nucleotide transmembrane transporter activity
Source: RefSeq, a predicted model, not a curated record
CGUUUCAGUUGUUUUGAGUCGUUGGUGGAUGCAGGAAGUCUCGUUUCGUGUCGCGAUCUCGAGUGGCCGUGUCAUAUAUGCGCGAGUAGUGUGUGCGUUCGUCGAUUCGUUACGACUCAGAUAUAAAUACAUUUGCAAAAGAAAAAACUUGAAUUAUAAGUAAAAGGAUCAAGACGAUCAACAUCAGUUUUGCCACAAGACGAUUGUACCGGAAAUAAGGUUUUGAGUGUUGUUUUUGUAUAAUAAGUGAAAAACUGUUUUUUUUUUUUUUUGAGAAAACCACAAGAACAUUAAAAAAUUAUAUAAAAGUUAAAACCUUGAGAAAGAAAUUGCAUGCGGCCAGGCCGUUAGCAAAAAAACUCCUUCGCCAUCGAGAAUGUCGCAGCGCGAGACCGUGAUACAUCUCGUUGCCGGAGGGGUUGCUGGCACGGUCGGUGCCAUCGUAACUUGCCCUCUCGAAGUAGUCAAAACGAGAUUGCAGUCGUCAACUUCUGGUUUCUAUCCACCGCCCCCUGGAAAUAAGGAACACACUUCUGGUCAUGUGACGUGCAAGAGUUUUCCCACACCCCAGCAGAGGAGGCGACUCUGCACUGGAGGGUACCCAAGGUACGCUCUUGUGGCACUUUCUCACUGCGGAGUCGCUCCUCCGCCUGGAGGUGGGCCACACCACAGCCAUGCACGACCAGGCUUGAUACACUGUCUGAGGUACAUAGUCGAGCACGAGGGAGCACGUGCCCUGUUCAAAGGUCUGGGACCGAACCUCGUCGGCGUAGCGCCCUCGAGGGCCAUUUACUUUUGCACGUAUUCCCAGAGCAAGGCGUUCUUCAAUUCUCUUCUGCCAGCUGACAGUCCGCUGGUUCACGUUUGUUCAGCCUCUUGUGCUGGUUUCGUGGCGAGCACCGCGACGAAUCCGAUAUGGUUUGUCAAAACGAGGCUGCAGCUUGAUCCUCACAUGAAUCGAAUGACUGCCGUCGAGUGCAUCCGGAGGAUAUAUCAACAAUCGGGAUUCCUCGGUUUCUACAAAGGCAUCGUCGCUUCGUACAUGGGAAUAAGCGAAACAGUUGUUCAUUUCGUCAUAUACGAAGCUGUUAAAAGUUGGCUCACGACGCACCGUUCCAGAGUACCAACGAACGACGACGGCUCCAAAACUUCACGUGACUUUUUGGAGUUCAUGGCCGCUGGAGCUUUCUCGAAAACGAUCGCUUCGUGCAUCGCUUAUCCUCAUGAAGUGGCACGGACUCGUCUGAGAGAAGAAGGAACGAAAUAUCGAUCGUUCUGGCAGACAUUACACACGGUAUAUACGGAAGAAGGUUCGAGAGGCUUGUACCGGGGUUUGGCGACUCAAUUAGUCCGACAAAUUCCCAACACAGCAAUUAUGAUGGCAACGUACGAGGCUGUCGUUUAUGUAUUAACGCGACACUUUCACUCGUCGAAUUCGAGCUCCGGUAACAGCCAAUACUACAGCGAGAGCAAGCCGAAAAGAGAAUUGGUCUAGGAAUGGCUACGUGGUCCUGAAUAAAGGAUCCACGCGAGAUUUCCUCCUUUCUUCCGGGGUCGCACGGAACGGUGCGAAAUGCUGAUCGUGAAAAUUCGAUUUUUUCGAUUUUCCGAGCUCAAGGCAUUUUAGUAGAUUUCCGUUUUGAAGUAACGGAAUGCAAAUGUCUUCUCGAUUCGUUGACGGUCGGAUCAAAGAACUCGCUUUGAUUGGAUGAAUCCGAGGCAGUGAUUUGGUGGAAGACAACGAUUGUGACUAAAAAAUGAGGCCUCAUCGAACGAGAUUCGAAUUGAUUUGUUAAUUUGGAUUUGGCGACUUUUUCGGUCUCUCCAUAUCGUCUCAGUGCUCAAAUUUUAUGAUUCGUUGGUAAAUUUUACAUUUAUAACACGAAGACAUAAAACCGUAUUGAGAAGCUCGUCGAGAGCUGGAGAUACGAUUCCAAGAAUACAUUUUUCCUGAAUUCCUAUUUUUUUUUUUCGUGUAAACGGUUUUAAUCAGAGCUUCAAAAUUUCCAGUGCCUUCUAGUAAAAUUUGUUUGGUUUGGGUUACAAAUUUUUUUAUUUGAUCAUUCAUCGGUACGGCGCUGAGUAGUCUUUUUCUAUUGCUAUUAUCGAUAUUGCGAUCGAGUUGUAAUCAAGGCCAAUUGACAGAGGGAGCGACGCCGAAAAUUCUCCAAUUCUCACAGGGACCUUAAAACUGUCAUUUUUGUCGUAAUCAAGAUUGAAUCUUGUUCCUCGUUUCACGGAGAAUCUCGAAACACAAAACUCUCUUGUGAACUAUGCGAUAAUUGUUACUGAAUCGUCGACGAUGACCAGGAAUUGCUGCUCGAAAAUAAUUAUAAAUAAAGUGACCUUCCUUUGAGAUUUUUUUGCGCCAUUGGAAUUAGUGAUAUUUUGUCGAAAUAUCUUCAAAGUGAUACAUUUGAAAAAUGGAAAAAAGCUUUUUUGAGUCGGUAAAUAUAUGAAGACUUAUUAAAAUUGUAAUUGGUAAUAUUUUUUAAAACGAUUUGUGAUAAAGAGAUAUUGUAAUGUUUUUUUAAAAAUUCGAUUGUUAUUUUCGGGCAGAAUUUGUAACAUACAAAUGAAAAAAUUGGCGUUUUCAAGUUUAAUGACAUGUUACGAACAUGAUAGUCACAACGUCUAUCGGAAACAGCGAGAUUUCUCGUCAAUGAGUGUCAUUUACAACGAAGCUAAAAACUGGAUUAGCUGAUAAGAACCCCAACACCCAAGGAGCGAGAGUAAAUUGAUAAAGAAGCUAUUGGAAAAAUAUUUUUUCGUACUACUCUCAUCGAGUCAGUCAGUUGAUGAAAUUUUUUGUUAGAGAGAAAACAGCACGGUUAGUGCGAUAAAUAUACACUGCAACGUAGCCUCCUCGCUUUAAUAAAAACGAGAAAAAAAAUAAAAGAUACUAAAGCAAAAUGAACGAUAGAUGCAGUCAUGUAAAUAAUAAAUAUUAGAAUCUAUUCAUAGAAAUAACCCAGAUUGUUUUUAUCUUUCCAUUAUCCACGUUGUAAAUAGCUUAUUGUAUAGAAUGAGUGAUGAAAGGAUACAAGUAUUACAUUAGAUUUUUUGACCUUGUAUGAUUGAUCCGCUAUCGAGACGAGUGAAAAUACGAUAAAAUACGAUAAGUCCAAAUUGUAUGUGUGAAAAUGAAUUGACGAGAGUGAGAGAAGAAAAUGAGAAAUGAAGAAAAAUUUAAAAAAAUGAAUGCAAUGAUGCUCGUCGUCUCUUGAACGCUCAACCAAAAUUGCAGCCACAUACAAUUUCGUUUGUACCGACAAAAAUUUGUCUAAUUGACCGAGUCAAAUACGCUGGGAAAAAUUUUGUUACAAAAUUGACGACUCACGUCCAAUAUUACGAUUCUGUCGAAGUGAGAGUCGACGAGAUAUUCUGUGAUUUUAGUUUAUCUACUGAAAAUGUAGCUGAAAAACAAGCAAAAUAUGGUUGAGUCUUUCUAGACUGUGUUUUCAUCUUUCUUUUUCUAAGUUUCUGAAUGCAUAGGUGCCAAAUGAGCGACUAAAGUGUACAAAUAGUAUGGAUGAUCUUUCUUACGAGUGUUAAUGUAAGCGAAAUAACAAUGACGUUGCUUGUACGGAGAAGAAAAAAAGAACAUUCUUUUUCUCGUCAUUAUUAAAAAAUCGAAGACCUAAUUAUAACAAGGGAAAGCCCAAAAUUGUAUGAACUCUCGAUGUGUGUGAUACGAGCACACACACACAUACACACACACACACUCGCAUAUUGAUAGAAAAAGAUCGAUUAUGUUGCUGAAAGACUGAAUUAAUUUUACCGUACUUAGAGCGUAGAAAGUUUGUUUUCCAAAAUUCAAUAGGUCAAAGACCGUAAAAGAGCCACCAGCAAAUAAAAAACAUAGCGUAGUAUCGUUAAGAAAUAAUUCGAAAAUUGGAACGAAAUAAAUGAGACGAUGAAACAAAAUAUUUUCCAAAUGUAUCCAGUGGUCAUUAAAAACACUCGAUUUACCUACUUGAAAUGAGACAAAAAAUAUAAAUUAAAGAGCAGCCGUUACGGUGACUAUUAAAUACGUCGAGAAAAUAUGGUUGAUAAAGUAGCAAAACGAAAAACAUUAUUAAACUUUUCCGUCGUGUAUCAUAGACUUAUUUUUAGGAAGCUCUUCUUCGAGAAUUAUGCUAAACCGACAAACAAAUAAACAAAAAUGCCUACCCUUCGAGUAUGUAAGUGGCUGUAUUAGAGUCGCCCAGCGAAAUUGGGAUUUUUAUUAUAAAGAUGAAAAAAAAAACAUAUAAUGUGAAAAGACAUAAAAAAAAAUACUGAUAAUUAGAAAUAUUUGAGAAACGCAUAAUCAGAUGAUAAGCGAGCAAAGUUUCCGAAUUUAUAAAUAAUAAUACAUCCUGUUGUUCCUCGACCCGUGUACAUUAUAACUGCGUUGUAUUAUUUAAAUACGAAAAUUAAAAAGCAUUGAAAAUGAA